Ostertagia ostertagi is the source of this 489-nucleotide messenger RNA. The record is from the annotation of a GenBank genome assembly. NCBI's taxonomy places the organism in Eukaryota, Metazoa, Nematoda, Chromadorea, Rhabditida, Trichostrongylidae.
UCUUACGGGUCCGGAAAUCAAGUUAAACUUCCUGGCACAGCAAUAGACAAACCGAACUGUUAUGAGUUUGGAAAAACGACAUAUGAAUUCAUUUAUAACGAUCUCAAAGCGAAGGAUUCAGCAUAUUACACUCAGAAUGGACUUUUGAAUAUGCUGGACCGAAAUCGUCGCAUAAAGCCAGCUCCACAGAAGUUUCAACACGAAGACAAGGAAUUCGAUGUCAUUAUUUGUCUUGAAGAGAGGGUUUAUGAUCAGGUAGUUGAUCAUCUUCAUACUCGGCCAACAACAAGCGGUAAUCCGGCUCAUGUCAUUAAUAUCGACAUUGAAGAUAACCCAGAGGAAGCAACCAUAGGAGCUUGGCUAGUUUGUGAAUUAUGCGGAAAGUUGGAUGAAUGUGACGAUCUGGACAAUGAAAUCGACGAAAUCUUGGCAGAUUUCGAGGCAAAAAAUCAGAAACGGAAUAUACUGCACACCAUUUGUUUCUAUUGA